This is a messenger RNA of Schistocerca piceifrons (Central American locust), 737 nucleotides long. RefSeq lists its product as uncharacterized. The record is from RefSeq and is a predicted model, not a curated record. The transcript has 3 exons. Lineage: Eukaryota; Metazoa; Arthropoda; Insecta; Orthoptera; Acrididae. Bases 89 to 403 code for a protein of 104 amino acids.
CGAUAACAUUCGAUGAUGUCAGCGGUAGUUUAAACAUAUAUAAAUGAAAAUGUAAGACAGAGAGCAGUAGUAUUUCUUAGCGACUACAAUGAAGGCAGCUCUGUUGUUUGUUGCUGCACUGGUCGCAGUUGCAGUGGUCCAAGGACAACCAGAAGAGUCGACCACUGCCGCCAGCCAGGGUCAGGAACAGCCGUCCGCCACCAACCCGGCUGUGAGAACAUUGGUGGCGGCGUCGUAUGCGGAAGAAGACGAGGAUACCAUUUGUGUCCAGGCAGAUAACAAGUUCUACUUGUAUGCUAAUUCACUGAAGCUGUAUUCUUGCUACAACCUGCUACCGAAGGUUUACGUGGUGAAACCAAAGAGUCUAUGUAAACCAACCCUGUCAGACUGUCCCACGAACUAGAAGUAUUGCAAGUCUGUCGGCUCAUCCUGCAGGAGCUAACUAGCCUGUGAUUGAGUGAAGACCAGAUGGCUGGACUGCUGACUGAAGACAUCUACAAUUUCCAGAGAACGCCAGAAAUUCCAACAGCGUCAGAACUUACCUCUUUUUCUAACAACAAAAACCGGUGGAAUCAACUAAACCUCCUUUAUGAUAGUUUCCGAUGGCAAUAGAUCAGCUAUACAUUUAGAACUGACUGCAAAAUUUAGUAUUUAAAAACGUGGUUUUGCCUGUUUUUUGUCUUCCUGUUGGCCUUGUAAUAGUUGUAAUCUGACACAGUAAACUGUAGUUUCAUGUA